ACAGAUAUUUUCUGCGUAAAAAUUUGCAAACAAAAUAAGCUGAAGGUGCGCAAGUUUUCAUGCGCAAUGAAAACUUCCUCAUUUUAAGCUGGUCGAUUACGGUGUUCCAUUUAGUUUUUCAGCUGAUCACGCUUUCAUUGGGCGCUCCGCAGACGACGCGUGUGUCAUGAGCGAAUCUCUUGCAGCGUAGUAAAAUCGAGUGCUUGUGUCGUGUAGCUAGCUAGUGGCAGUGAAAAUGUUUUCAGGUCUUACAAAUCAGGUCAGUUCGUGGAUGGGAGCAGCUAAGGGCGACCCUCAAGAUGAAGAGGUUCCCACCCCAACGAAAGAAGCGACAGGAGAGGCAGCUGCAGAGGGGGACAAACAAAGCCCAACCAAGGGUGGAAGCAAACUGGACCUCAUCACAAAUGUAAAGUCACAGAUGACAGGGUGGCUUGGCUCUGGAAUCCCUGGAAUUCCUGGUUUAAAAAAGACUGAAGCACCCUCAGCUGAUGCUCCAGAGGUAGCUCCAGUAGAACCUGCUGAAUUGGCAGAACCCAAGCCAGAGGGGAAAGAAGAUGAUGACAAUUCUAGGUACAUUAGUGCCACCGGUGGUGCGGAUAGUAGACCAGGCUCUACUGGUGGGACACCCACUGAAGAACAACCAGCGGGUGUCGGGAAUGUUUCAGGUCCGCACAGUAGAAACAUAUUCACAGUUGACGCGAUCGAAGUAUCAAAUAUGCAGGAAUUUACUACCAAGGCGGUCGCUGGAGCGAAGUCCCUUGGGAACUUCCUCUAUUCAGCCGUGAACAAGGCAGGCGCUAAAGUCAGCGAGGCGAGUGCCAAAAUAAAGAAGACUGUUGAAGAAAACAGCAUUCUUGGCGAGUUCAACCGCGAACAGGACGCGUUCAUCAAAGGCCAAGAGAAGGAAGGGGGUGCUGCCACUGCUCCAUGGGUUGGCGCUCCUAAUGAGGCUUCGCUGAAAGAGGAGUGCGUGUCACUUUCAACUGACCGACGGAACUUCGUGCGCGCCCCACCGGCGGGUGUAGAGUUCGACUUUGACUACGACAAAAUGUACCCAGUGGCCGUAGCUAUCAUGGCGGAGGAUCCCAACCUUGAGAAAAUGCGUUUCGACCUCGUACCUAAAGUUAUAACAGAGGAGAACUUCUGGCGGAACUAUUUCUACCGCGUGUCCCUCAUCUGUCAGGCCAACGAGGCUGACGCAGUCGCUCGCCAGUCUAGCGCUGACGACUCGCAGGAAAGUAAAUCGGCAAGCGAGGUUCUAAUAGAGAAAGAGAGUCCAUCGAUUGAUGACGUCAAGGAAAGAAUUAAAUCUUUGAAAGUCGAUAGAGAUGAUGAGCAGUGGGAAAAGGAAUUGGAGGCUGAAUUAAAGGAAUAUGAGGUUGUUGCUGAAAAGUCUGGCGAUGAUAAGUGGGAGAAAGAGUGCGAAGAUCUUCUCGGGGAAGAGAUGGAUCUUAAGUAGGAGAGAUUGUUUGACUAAAAUCUUUGAAAAGUCAAUUGAAUUUAAUAUCGGAUUAUUUAUUGGAAACGUAAAUACUUGAUUUGAGUUAGUUUUCAAUUUAAUAUUCAAAUAGUUGAUGAACGGGUUCCCGGAACAGGGGAGUGCUUGAAUAAAAUUUUGCCAAGAAAUUUAGAAUAUAAAUGCUGAUAGAGUAAGACUAGCUUUCGGACAGUCAAUGAUUUCAACUGCGGAAUAGACACAGCUACUAGAGCCAUUAUUCGGUUUCUAAAGUGUCGCGCUCGCCUGCAAAAUAUAUUAAAAAAAAAAACAUGUGGCUGUUCACACUUGCGGGGCACGCUUGCGGUGCUUACUUUCCAUUUUUUAAAUCAUUGUUUGACAUAUAAAUAUAGCUUUUGUAAACAAAAAUUAAUGGGUUUUGGAUUCCAAUCGGAGUACAUUGAUAUUUCCUAUAUCUACUUUUUCUAGUAUUAAAUGUAUUAAUAAUACUUAAAAGGCAUUUCACCAUUCUUAUAAUAAAAAAUUAUAAUAAUUACAUUUAACU
Messenger RNA from Pieris napi, 2000 nucleotides. RefSeq names its product synapse-associated protein of 47 kDa (gene Sap47). The coding region runs from base 236 to 1459 and encodes 407 amino acids. NCBI's taxonomy places the organism in Eukaryota, Metazoa, Arthropoda, Insecta, Lepidoptera, Pieridae. The transcript has 10 exons. Gene Ontology annotation, cellular component: cytoplasm; synapse. The record is from RefSeq and is a predicted model, not a curated record.